Messenger RNA from Apis cerana (Asiatic honeybee), 3047 nucleotides. RefSeq names its product ribosomal protein L29 (gene RpL29). Gene Ontology annotation, cellular component: cytosolic large ribosomal subunit; cytoplasm; ribosome. The record is from RefSeq and is a predicted model, not a curated record. Lineage: Eukaryota; Metazoa; Arthropoda; Insecta; Hymenoptera; Apidae. Gene Ontology annotation, molecular function: phosphomevalonate kinase activity; structural constituent of ribosome. Gene Ontology annotation, biological process: cholesterol biosynthetic process; cytoplasmic translation; isopentenyl diphosphate biosynthetic process, mevalonate pathway.
UAAAAUUAGAUCGAAACAAAUAUUGUUAAAUAAUCUUUUAAAAAGAAAACUUUAAAAAAAAUGAAAAAAUUGCAUAUUGAAAAAUUGAAUUUGAAAAAAGAUAAAAAGGAAUACGCAGCAACAUAAGGCGCUACUAUCGUUCGUAUUAAUAUAUUUCUUUUCAUCUGAAACUUCCGCUUCCGAAAACUUAAGACUAAAUCACCGAAUUAUACGGAAGAAUGGCAAAGUCUAAAAAUCAUACUAAUCAUAAUCAAAGUGAGUAUGAAUAAAAAAUUUAUUAUAUUUAAAUAUGUAGGAACAAGAAAAUUAUUUACUUUUAAAUAAGUUCUAUUAUAUGAAAAAAUAUAUAUAUAUAUAUAUAAUUAACAAAAUUAAUUUUAUCUUAUAUUACUCUUAAAUUAUAAAAUACAAAGCAAUUAAUUAAUUAUUUUUAAUUAAUAAUUUAUAGAUCGUAAAGCUCACCGUAAUGGUAUUAAAAAACCAAAACGUUAUAGGCAUGAAUCUACACUUGGUGUAAGUUUAAAUUAUUUAAAUAAUUUUUUAAUAAUUUUAUUAUCUAUAAUAUAUAAAUGAAUAGAACUUAUAAUAUUGCUAUUAUAUAUUUUUUUAACAUUAUUUAUACAAAUGAAUAUAUCUUUAUUAUGUUUAUAUUUCUAUAUCUUAUUAUUUUAAUAUUUUUUUAGAUGGAUCUCAAAUUCUUAAGAAAUCAACGUUUUGCCAAAAAGCAUAAUCUAAAACCCAAAGAACAAUUAAAAAGGGCAGAGAAACGUAAAGCUCUUCGUGAAGCUAAAAAAUAAUUUUUUUUUUUAAUAUCAAUGAUUUUAUUGUAAUAAAAAUUUAAAAAAUGAAUAUCAUUAAAAUUAAACUGACUAUUCACGAAAAUUGCAUUAGAGAUAUAACUGUUAAAAUAAAAUAUUUUUUUGAAUGUUUUUAUGUAGCAAAGUAAAGAGAUAAAUAUUAGUGAAGCAAUUUUAAUGUAAGAUUUCAUAAAUAAAACAAUUAUGUUUCUUAUAUCUCUAACAUAAUAUUUCAUGAAUAGAAAGCCUUAAUUUUGUUUAUUACCUUUUAUAAUUAAUUUUGUGCUUUUUUUUUAUUAAAGAUAUUAGUUUACUAAUUUUUAUUUUAUUAUUCAUAAUUAUGUUAUUAUUAUAAAAAACUAGAACAUAAAAAAUAAGUAUGAGAAUUAUUAUUUAUUUAUUAUAUAUUUUGAUUUAACAAUAUUUAAAUCGUUAUAAUUAUAUAUUAUAAUUCCCAAUUCAUACCAUUUUUAUUGUUUUAUAUAAAUAUGUUUCUAAAUUAAGAUAUCAAAAAUAUUAAUUAAUUUCUAUAUUUUCUAAUGUUUUCUAAUGUUUAAUCUAUAAAAUAAAACUGAUACUUAAUAGUUUUGCAUUUAAAAAAUUGUUGAAAUAUAUAUUUUAUAUAUAUAUAUAUAUUAUAAUGUAUAUUUGUAUAUUAUAAUGUAUAUUAUAAUAUAUAAUAUUAUAAUGUAUAUUAUAUAUUACAAUGUAUAUUUUUGAAUCAGUAAAUAAUAUUUUUUUAAAACAUAUUAGCCUUAAUAAUUAUAAUUAGGAAUACAUAUAAAAUAUAUAAAUUAUAAUCAUAAUAGAGUUAAAAAGAUAAAAAUACAAUAUAAUUAAAAAUAAAAUGAUGUAAAAACGUAAAAAUGUAAAAAAAAACAUACAGAAUUCCUCAUAUAACUCCAGUGACUAUAUGAGUCAUGCCUAAAUGUAUUUCAUUGUGUUACAAUAUAAUACUAAAAAAUAAAAUGCUAUUCAUUUUAUACUAUUUGGCAUUAUUGAAGUAACAAUAUCAAAUUAUUGAAAUUUUACUCUAUAACAUCAUAAAUAUUAAUAAUUUAAAAAUAGAAUUUAAAUGAAUAAUUAUACGAUGUUAUUUUAAAUAAUGUUUAAAUAAUUUUUAAAUAAUUGUAGUGAUAAUACAAAAUGGCGAGUAGUCAACAUAUCGAUAAUAGUGCAAUAAACUUUAAAAAUUCUUCAAAACCAAAAAUAAUUUUAUUAUUUAGCGGUAAAAGAAAAUGUGGAAAAGAUUAUAUUACAAACAAUUUAUAUGAAAGAAUUGGAUCUGAUAACAGUGUAAUUAUAAAAAUAUCUGCACCAAUUAAGUCUCAUUGGGCUAAAUCUCAUGGUUUAAAUAUUGAUCAACUAAUGGGAGAUGGAAAGUAUAAAGAAAACUAUCGUCUUGAAAUGGCAAAGUGGGGAGAAAAUAUUAGAAAUACAGAUCAAGGUUAUUUUUGUCGUGCGGCUCUAGAUAUAUAUAACGCAUACGAUAAAUCGAUAUGGAUAGUAAGCGAUAUACGAAGAAAAACUGACAUACAGUGGUUUACAGAAAAUUUUAAAGAUAUAUGUAAAACAAUUCGUAUUGAAUCGGAUGAUUCAAUUAGAAUUGAGCGUGGUUGGACAUUUGUAACAGGUAUUGAUGAUGCAGAAACUGAAUGUGAUUUAGAUGAUGUAAAUACAUGGGAUUUGAAAGUGACAAAUAAUACUAAAAGUAUAGAAUGUAUAUUGCAACAGAUUUUAGAAUUAAUCAAUUAAUAUUUAUAGACAAAAGUACAGAAAAUAAAAUAUUUUUUUUUAAAUUGCAUUGAAAUAAUUUAAAUUUUUUUGAGUUAGAAAAAUUAAUUUAUCAUGUAACAUAAAUUUUUUUGAAAAAAAUUGAAAUUGAUAAAAAUUGAAGAAAAUAAAAAUAACUUUUUUAUCUAAACUUAAUGAAAAUUGAAAAAUUAUAUUGUAGAUUUAUUACAAAAGUCUCAAAAGACUACAAUUUUUAUAAUUUUUAAUUGUUUAUACCUCAUAAUAAUGAUAAAUUACAAUGAAAUAUUCAAUAUAAUUUAUAUAAAUCUACAAAAUAUAUUUUUUUAAUUUUCAUUUGUUUAUUUAUUGUUGUUUUAAAUGAUAAACUUAUAUUUUUAUCUAUAUUAUCUAUAUAUACAAAUUAAUAUUAUAUGGAAACAUCUAUAAAUAUUAUUGUUAUAUAUAUAUAUAUUGUAUGUUUUUUAUGUAUCUCAGCAAAUAAAUUGUAAUACGAAA